Fusarium falciforme is the source of this 480-nucleotide messenger RNA. RefSeq lists its product as hypothetical. Lineage: Eukaryota; Fungi; Ascomycota; Sordariomycetes; Hypocreales; Nectriaceae. The record is from RefSeq and is a predicted model, not a curated record. The transcript has a single exon. Bases 1 to 480 code for a protein of 159 amino acids.
AUGUCCCAGAAUUCCCGAGCCACUGGAGGCGCCGAGUCUGACGCCGACUCUGUGCUUAACAGAGCUAUGGUCCUCAUGGAGGAGGCCGAAGAGCUUGAAGAGCUCGAGCUGCCUCCUCCGGCUAUGGGAUCAGACGUUCAACAAGGGGAGCGCAUGUCAUCACAGUGGAGGAAGGACACUCUCGGACGAAUCCUGGGCCGCCUGCGAGUCACAACUUCUGAUCUCAACCACGCUCUCAAGCAUCCAGAAAGCCUCCGCCUGCUCAGUGGGAAAAACCGAUUAGAAUACCCUGAGAGCGAACGGGCGGAGCUUGAGGACAGGGUAGAAGUUCUCAAGUUGGCAUGUCACAUGGUCAGAGACGAUGUCAAGGAGUUGAUUGAGCUUUACGUUCCAGGGAAAGAUUCGCCUAACAUCGCGGAGGUUAUUGAGACGCUCAAGAGACAGAUUGCGGUGCUUGAGGGUGUCCUUGCGCGCUUCUAG